UCCCCUCCUCUCAACACAAUCUGCUAACUAUAUCUUGACCUGCAGCUAGACAACCUGCGGACAAGUUCCGCUGAUUGCAGAUCACCAUGUUGCAUAUCUCUUCAUCAAUGGCGACAUGGCCGAUGUAGUGUGCACUUUCUUUUUUAACCCCCAGCUAGGACUCUAUCGCUCCUGCAACAGCCAGCACCGUUACAAUGACCUCUCCCAAGCAGCGACGAUGGUAUCAGAUGCGAUGGUUCUCGGAGAAUGAUACUCUCGAGGACAAGAAGCUGAUUCUCAAGCUGGAUGCUCUGAUUGUCCCGUAUGCCUUUCUGUCCUAUUGGACGAAAUAUAUCGACCAAGCCAACCUGAGUCAGUUCGCCGCAUCACCCCGCAAAUCAGGACUGACAUUUUCGAUUUCUGCCUUUAGACAAUGCCUAUGUAUCGGGAAUGCAAGAAGAGAUCGGCCUCGGUGGGGAUGACUUGGUAAACCUCCAGACGAUGUACACGGUGGGCGCGGUGGUUGGCCAGCUCCCAUUUGCGUAUCUCUUUACGCGAGUGCCCAUCUCAUGGCUGAUCCCCAUCAUGGACAUCGCUUGGGGCAUCUUCACUCUCCUCCAAUACCGGGCUACAUCGUACAGCGAGAUGAUGGCCUACCGAUUUCUGGUGGGAUGGUUCGAGGUAAGUACCCCCUGUACCCCCAUAAGCGGCGAUUUGCAUCUGACGUUCAUCGGCAAUCAGGCGGCGUUCUUCCCCGGAAUGCAUUACAUCUUUGGGGCCUGGUAUCGCGGAGACGAGAUCGCUCGUCGUGGGGGCUGCUUCUAUGUUGGUCUGACACUGGGCACCCUCACAGCCAGCCUCAUCCAGGCCGGUGCUUCCUCGCGCCUGGAUGGGGUGUCCGGCCUUGCCGGGUGGCGAUGGAUGUUCAUCAUCUGCGCGAUCAUCACCAUCCCUAUAGGCAUCCUGGGAUUUUUCGUCCUACCCGGGACUCCCGACAAGCCCAACCGACUGAUUCUUCGGCAAAAAGACAUCCAGCGUGGGCGUGAACGACUCGAGCGCACCGGUCAUCGGUUCACCUCGUCCGGCUUCUCCACCCUUCAAACCUGCCGUUCACUCCUGAAGAGCCAGAAAUUCUACAUCUUCCUUGUCCUAGACGUCCUUUUCUGGAAUGCGGGCCUCCACGCCUCCGCAGGGGGGUAUCUCCUGUGGCUAAAAUCGCUCCAACGCUUCAGCACGGCCACCCUGAACAAUCUCUCCGCUAUUGCCCCCGCCCUCGGCAUCUUCUAUACUCUGUUUGUCUGCUUCCUAUCAGACCUCUGGCUGGGUCCGGCGUGGGCCAUUGUCCUAGCCCACACCAGGAACAGCCUGGGGCUGAUCAUUCUCACGAUCUGGGAGGUGCCCGAGUCGGCCAAGUGGUUUGCGUUCUCGACAAUCUAUGCGUGUGUGGCCAUGUCGAGCGUGCUGUACGGGUGGGUCAACACCGAGCUCCGGUAUUCCCCGCAGGAACGAGCCGUGGUCCUGGUGGUCAUCAAUGCGGUCUCGCAGUCCACAACUGCCUGGACACCAUUACUGGUGUUUCCGACCGUGGAGGGGCCGCGAUUCACCAAGGGUUAUGCAUUCACCUUGGGGUCUGCGCUGGCAUUGAUAGUGGGGACGAUUGGGGUCUGGGCCGUUUUCCGGAAGAAGGCGAUGGUCAGUAAUGGAGAGGAGGAGGAGGAGAUAGUCGUGGUGCAGGGGAAGCGGGAUGGCAAGACUGAGGGCACUGAGCAGUAGCGAUUCCCAAUUUGUACAUAUGUACAUAUGUACUGCACGUGAUUCGCAACAAAAAGGAG
This is a messenger RNA of Aspergillus brunneoviolaceus CBS 621.78, 1811 nucleotides long. RefSeq names its product MFS general substrate transporter. Gene Ontology annotation, molecular function: transmembrane transporter activity. Gene Ontology annotation, biological process: transmembrane transport. The record is from RefSeq and is a predicted model, not a curated record. The transcript has a single exon. Gene Ontology annotation, cellular component: membrane. NCBI's taxonomy places the organism in Eukaryota, Fungi, Ascomycota, Eurotiomycetes, Eurotiales, Aspergillaceae. Bases 430 to 1752 code for a protein of 440 amino acids.